AUGCUGAAUUCCACAGUGCUGUGCUCGAGGUGCCUCUGCGUGUUUCGAACCGGUCGGAUCGACCGAACUUUAACAUUUCCGUCGCCCAGAACCGUUGUGACCUCGGGGGCCUCGCAACCCGGGUCAACGGUCAUCUACGAAGGACCCUUGAACCGACAGAUACGAGCCAUAAAGCUGUUCAGCCUCUCGACCAGCGCCCUGGGACUCCUCUUCCAGCCCGUGUUGCUGGUGAAACUGGCCGGGACGUCGUUGUGGCUGCAGGCGGUCGCCGGAGGCAGCGUGCUCGCCCUGGCCCUCGUCACGCCAGUGUUGCUCCACUUCAUCACCGGGAAGUACGCCCUGAGGAUCGAGCAUCACUCGGACACCGACAGGUUCUCCGUCUACACGUACUCGCUGCUCGCGCGGCUCAAGCGGCUGGACUUCGACGCGGGGGAGGUCCACGUCCCCGAUCUCCCGGGGAUGUUCACCUCGUUCCACGUGAAAGGCGUGCCCGUCUUCGCCGAUCCCAGGUACUUCUCCGACAAGGCGGCCUACGUCCGCAUCAUGGGCCUGGACAAACCCGUCGAUUUCAAGCUCGGACGCCCCCCCGCGCAAAAGUCUCACGAAAAGACUUGA
Molecule: messenger RNA, 615 nt
Organism: Darwinula stevensoni
Lineage: Eukaryota; Metazoa; Arthropoda; Ostracoda; Podocopida; Darwinulidae
Source: the annotation of a GenBank genome assembly